Linum tenue is the source of this 123-nucleotide messenger RNA. NCBI's taxonomy places the organism in Eukaryota, Viridiplantae, Streptophyta, Magnoliopsida, Malpighiales, Linaceae. The record is from the annotation of a GenBank genome assembly.
AUGAUGAAAGUGAAUUCUCAGAAAACAGAGGAAACUUUCUUGAAUUUUUGGAAGUUAUUGCUAAUGAGAAUCCGGAUGUGCGUAGUGUUGUGUUGGAAAAUGCUCCAAAAAAUCAUCAAUUGA